AUGGGAGAAGAAGUGACAAGAGUGAAAGCGGAGAUGUUCGACGACAGUGAAAGCGAUCGCCACGACGACGUUUUGAGCGAGAGCAAGGAAUCCGGAGUGACGGAAGAGGCAACGACGGUUCACGUGAAAGAAGAGGUGGAUGACGGCGCCGUCAACGGUUUGAUGGAUACGAUGCCCAAACCCAUGGAAGGGUUGCACGAGAUGGGUCCCCCACCGUUCCUCAAGAAGACCUUCGAAAUGGUGGAGGACCCUCGCACCGACCCCAUAGUGUCGUGGAGCCAAACUCGCGAUAGUUUCGUGGUUUGGGACUCUCACGAAUUCUCCAAAACCCUUCUUCCCAAAUACUUCAAGCACAGCAAUUUCUCCAGCUUCGUUCGCCAGCUCAACACCUAUGGUUUUAGGAAGGUUGAUUCGGACCGUUGGGAGUUUGCCAAUGAAGGAUUCCAAGGAGGGAAGAAGUAUUUGCUGAAGAACAUAAGGAGGAGGAGUAAGUACAACAGACUGCAUCAGGGAGCUUUCAAUAUGAUGAAGUCAGGGGUGGAGGCUGAAGUGGAGAAACUGAAGAAGGACCAGAACAUUUUGAAGGUGGAAAUUCUGAAGCUGAGGCAGCAGCAAGAGAAUUCGCAUGUUCAGCUCACAAAUGUUCAGGAGAGAGUUCGGUGUGCAGAGAUGAAGCAGUAUCAGAUGAUGUUUUUCCUCACCAGAUUGGCUAGAAGGCCCGCGUUUGUUGAGCAAUUAAUCCAAAAGAUUAGGAGAAAAAGAGAGCUUGAUGGUAAUGACAUGGUUAAGAGGCCUAGAUUGAUGGGAAACCCCUGCCAUGUACCCUUCCCUAAGACCAUGGAGACAACCCCUAAUGUUGAUUAUAGACACCAAAGUCAUAAACAAUUCCCUUCAUUGCAAUCCGAGCUUGAUGGAUUUCUGUCUGAAACUGUGAACAUCAGCAGGAUGGAGCACCCAACUCCCUCUCCUUUGGAAGAUGAUUUAUGUAACCCUGUGCAAGGGUUAAGGCCACAUGGUUGUUCUAGACCAAAUGCGCCAGAUGCAUCUUCUGCCUACCAUGUUAUGUCAGAAAAACUAAUGCGGGAAAAUUCUAUAGUUGAUGAAGAACUAGAUGUGAAUGACUCGAAUAUCUAUCUUGAAUUGGAGGAUUUGAUUACAAAACCAACAGAUUGGUCUCUUGGAUCUGCAAGUGGAUUGGUGGAACAAACUAGUUGA
Molecule: messenger RNA, 1215 nt
Organism: Sphenostylis stenocarpa
Lineage: Eukaryota; Viridiplantae; Streptophyta; Magnoliopsida; Fabales; Fabaceae
Source: the annotation of a GenBank genome assembly